This is a messenger RNA of Aspergillus heteromorphus CBS 117.55, 1192 nucleotides long. Its product is annotated as tyrosinase family protein. The record is from RefSeq and is a predicted model, not a curated record. Bases 1 to 1185 code for a protein of 394 amino acids. The transcript is spliced from 3 exons. Lineage: Eukaryota; Fungi; Ascomycota; Eurotiomycetes; Eurotiales; Aspergillaceae. Gene Ontology annotation, molecular function: oxidoreductase activity.
AUGAUCCGUUGGUUGAUAUUAGCGUGUUUGGCUUGGCCCGGCGCAUUGGCUGCAUACAACCAAUCCACCGAGUUCCCCCAGGCCGAUAUCGACAGCGGGGCCGCCCUGAAGACACUGGCGGAUCAGGCGCUUGGGAAUAUCAAGCAGGAGUCGCGUAACCUGAACACCAGUACAUGCCGCUUCGAAACCGCCCAGGUGCGCAGAGAAUGGCGUGACCUAUCGCUGGACUCGCGAAAAGAGUUCACCGAUGCCGUUCAAUGCUUGCAGAACCGGCCUACCAAUAUCUCUGCAGAGGCGAAGAAAACCUUCCCAGGCGUCCAAACUCGAUAUGAUGAGUUUGUGGCAACCCACAUCAACCUGACUGAGUAUAUUCAUGUUAAUGCCGACUUCCUCGCCUGGCACCGUUACUUUAUCUAUACAUUUGAAAAGGCGCUCAGGGAGGAAUGCAACUACUCCAGCACCCUCCCAUACUGGGAGUGGGGAUAUGAUGCCGAAAAGCCCCAGGACUCAGUCCUCUUCAACGGGGAUGCCUACAGUAUGGGGUCCAACGGAGAGGCCUGGAACCGGACGACUAUCUUCUGGGCAAGUCAGAACAUGACCAUCCCGGCCGGGACGGGGGGUGGCUGCGUAUCUGCGGGCCCCUUCGCCAACCUUACUGUGAACAUGGGUCCCAUCAAUGCACCUGGCGAGCAGCCAGUCGACUACAAAUUGGAAUACAAUCCGCGCUGCUUGCAACGGGAUGUGAACCCGACUGUGUCAGGGACGUCGGUAGCAUUCCGCAACUCCACUGAACUGAUCCUCUCAUACGAGACAAUCGACUGGUUUCAAGGCGUUAUGCAGGCAGACAAGCGAUUUACAGACCCUGAUGCGCCUCGCUCAUUCGGGGUGCAUGGAGGAGGCCACCUCACGGUUGGAGGCGUCCUAGCAGAUAUCGACACCAGCCCUGCGGAGCCGAUGUUCUGGAUUCAUCACGCGCAGAUUGAUCGCAUCUGGACAAUUUGGCAGGGCCUCGAUCCGGCCAAGCGGCGGAAUGCCAUCUGGGGUACCCACACCCGAGCCGAUAUGCCCCCCUCGGCGAACAUGACAUUAGACGAAAUGCUUGACUUUGGGUUCAUCUCCACGCCUCGCGAAUUUGCGACAUUAAUGAAUCCCCUAGCCGGACCUUUCUGCUACUACUACGAAUAGCCAGUUG